Anthostomella pinea is the source of this 756-nucleotide messenger RNA. Lineage: Eukaryota; Fungi; Ascomycota; Sordariomycetes; Xylariales; Xylariaceae. The record is from the annotation of a GenBank genome assembly.
AUGGCUGGAGCUGAUAGCAGCUGGAUUGUCAUUGUCACUUCAGUCCUACAGUUCUUGAUCGCACUUUACCCUCUCAUCACGUCCGGUUCACGCAUCGCCGUGCCUCACGCUCUCGAGCUCCUCCUCCAUGCCUAUAGCAUCCCAAGCUCAUCAAUUGCAGACAUCACAAUGUUAGACCAAUCUCACCACCACCAAGCGCCAAUAGGCAUAUUCAAGCCCUACAUCGCGCGCCAAGCGCAGACAUUGAGAUUGAAAGAGAAGGUCUGGUCUCUUUCGGGAGACAGCUUCGACAUCCGGACGGCGGAAAAGCGGCCGAUCUUCAAGGUCAAGGGCGAGAUGUUCUCGCUGUCCGGCCGAAAGCACUUCAUGGAAACGAAUGGGACCCGGCUGUUCACCAUACGCAAACAACUCAUCGCGUGGCAUGAGACCUUCUAUGCUGAAGAUCCGAGCGGCAACCAGAUCUUUGAGGUGAGGAGCAAGUUCAGCAUCGGUGCUCCCAAGUCACUCUGCACGUUCAUCUCAGCGACAGGGCAGCCGGUCUCCCUGCUGAUGAAGGGGGAAUUGUCCAAGAAAGGAGGGAAUAUCGUCGACGAGACGACCGGACAGCCUGUCGCGACCAUCAAGCGCCAGCUUUUUAACAAGGGUGAGCUCUUCGGGCAGCAGACCUAUGACGUGUCAAUUGUACCGAACGUUGACAUGGCUGUUAUCGCGGCCAUGUGUAUAUGCUUGGACGAGAUGCAAAACGACAAGCAGUGA